AUGCCUGACGCUCUGAUCAUGAUCCUCCCAAAGCUCAUCAUCCUGAGCUUUAUCAUGGCUUUCGGGGCCUGCAUCGGAUCACUCGUCAAUGUGCUCGUCUACCGACUCCCGCUCGGCUUGGAUGUCAUUCGUCCGACCUCUCGUUGUCCCAAAUGCAACACCAAACUCACAUGGCGUGAGAACAUCCCAAUCUUCGGCUGGAUCCUGCUUGGCGGGAAGUGCCGAUUCUGCAAAGCCAAAAUCUCACCCGAGUAUCCCAUCGUCGAGACCAUCGUCGCGUUGAUGUUCGGAUUACUCUACACCCUCUGGUACCUUGUCGAGCCGGGAUCGACCUUCCUCGGAUUGCCAGUCGGAUCCAUCGCACCAGAUUGGGCAGUCAAUGGUCCAGCAAUGACCUGGCCUACCCUCGUCACCCUCUUCAUCCUCAUGGGAUCCCUCGUCGCGAUGACCAUCAUCGAUGCGCGCACAUACACGAUCCCGCUUGUUCUCACAUGGGUCCCCGCCGUCGUCGCGAUCCUCUUUCACACUGGACACGCGCUUUGGUUCCAACUCGCACAUGGUCAACUCACUCAAGUCAUCCCUGGAUACUGGAACUUUACCGAAUCCAACAGCCGAUGGAUGACCGCUGAAGGCGCUCUCUGGUCCAUUCCAACAGGAGGACUCGGUGGAUGGCGUUUCAUCGGGAUCAUGCUCGGUGCGACCUUCGGCCUCUUCAUUUCCAAUCUACUUCUCAAAUACAGAGUGCUCACCCGCUCCUUCGCCGACUACGACCAAUGGCUUGAGAAACACAACAAGUCGCUCGCUGAAUCCAUGGAAGAGCCGGACACGGAGCCCGACCACUCCGCUGCUCAAGAAUGGAUCAUGUAUCCUUAUGCCCGCCGCGAGAUGAUCCGCGAACUCGCAUUCCUCGCCCCUGUCGCGCUGUUUGGCUUCUUCGGAGGUUGGCUCAGUGUAACCUUGGUAAACCGUAUCGCUGGAGAAUGGAUCUACAACCCCUCAACGGGCGAGAUGCUCCCUCCAACUCAAGCACCACUCUGGUUAGUGGUCCUCGCCGGGACGCUCGCCGGAUAUCUCAUCGGUGGGGGAGUCGUCUGGGCCGUCCGCAUCCUUGGAUCGCUCCUCUUCAACAAAGAAGCGAUGGGACUCGGAGAUGUCCACAUGAUGGCCGCCGUCGGCGCCUGCAUGGGAUGGAUCGACUCAACGAUCGCGUUCUUCCUCGCCGCCUUCGUCGCACUGGGAAUCGCGGCACUCGGAGCGAUUGGGAAAGGAAAGCUCUCUCGUGCCAUGCCAUACGGCUGUAAAACAGUGUCACAGCGGGACUACGACGCAGCGAUCGAAGAGAACACCACCCUUCGCGAACGCAUCGCUGCACUCCAAUCCUCGGCUGAGCAAGCAGGCAAUGCAAACCAAUCUUACAUCGAUCAGAACAACCAACUCCGCAGCGAGAACCAACGUCUCGCGGACCAACUCGCCGCUGCUCAAGCGAAUCCAGCGACUGGAUUCGAGAACAUCGACGGCGUCGAUGUCGGACGCCGUUCAGGUGGUGAAAUCGUCGUCGGAGUCGAAGCAGAUGUCCUGUUCAACUCGGGAUCGGCUGAUCUCCGCAAGGACGCCAAAGCGACGCUCGAUCGCGUUGCCGGCGUACUAAAAUCCACCUACGCGAACAAUAAUGUCCGCAUCGAGGGAUACACCGAUACCGAUAAACUCGUGAAAACCAAAGCGAAAUGGCACACCAACGAGAAUCUCUCCGCGGCACGCGCACUCGCGGUCGAGUACUACCUCGUCGGUAAGGGUGUCGAUAACGACAUGGUCUACUCAGCCGCCUUUGGACCCUCCAAUCCCAAAGCGACCAAGAAAGACUCCCGGCGCGUAGAAAUCGUCAUUCUCGGACUCUACCACAGACUCUCAAUCGACUACGCGAACAACCAAACGCUGGUAUCUACAGAUCUUGGCGAUACAUAUCAGACCUCGCUACCAGACUCAUGGGGCGCGCCUGCAGUGCCAUUUGAAUCCAAAUCCCGUUUCGAUCCUCAACUGGGUCAACUAACCCUCUUUGAACCGCUUCAUGUCGGGAAAGACGGAUCUGCAGUACUCAUCGCUGAGUCCAUGCCGAUUGCUAAUUCACAACUGCUUUGGCGCUUCGAACUCGCUGCAGCGCUCACCGCACUCAGCGGGCUAGUUCUCGCGAUGCUCGCUUGGCUGCAACGCCGUCAGCGUCCGGCGCCAGUCAAUGCGAUCCGCAAUGCACUCACACGAUACGCCGAAGGUCAAACCUCGACCCCGGAUCUGCUCGUCGCAUCCAGUCUCGGACAAGAAGCAAGCGCGUUCAAUGAUCUGCUCCAGGAGCGCGACGAGCUCAGUUCAAAGCUCACUAUGCUCGAAUGCGAAAGCACAAUCGCUACUGUUUCAGCAGACUCCUUCGGUCUAUCAAGUGUCUGCUCCUCGCUUACACAGGGGAUGGUCGUACUGGAUUCAAACCUGAACAUCCAGUUCAUCAACGGCUCCGCAGCCGCAUAUCUUGGAGUGGAUGUCGCAACCAGCAAUGGGAAGUCCAUCAGCCAGAUUGAUCCGAAUAACUUGCUUGUACCAACAGCUACUCGCGCACUGAACCCCGACAGCCCGCGUCGUCUCAUGGCGGAGAUCCAGCUUGAGCAAUCAGCAACGACGCUCCGUGCUACAUUUGCACGAAUCCCAAGAGAAGACGAUGUUUUGUGCUUGAUCUAUAUCGAGGAUAUCACUCAGCAGCGUCACGCCGAUGAAGCACUCAAUAGUUUCAUCGCUCAAGCGACGCAUGAGCUCCGUACGCCGCUGACCAACAUCCGCCUAUACGCGGAGGAAGCAAUUGACGCCGGAACAGAAGAUGAAGAGUUCCGUUCCAACGCGUUCAACAUGAUCAACUCAGAAUCACGCCGUUUGGAGCGUCUCGUCUCAGACAUGCUGUGCGUGUCAGAGCUGGAAGCCGGAUCUAUGAAGAUCCGCAAAGACACUGUGCGUCCUGGAGCGAUGUUCGAGGAACUGCAGCGUGAUUACGCUCCGCAAGCCGAAUCCAAAGGGAUCAACCUGAUCUUUGAUCUUCCGCCGAAGUUCCCGAGCUUGGAAGCAGACCGAGAUCGUCUCGGACAAGCCAUCCAUAACCUCAUUGGUAACGCUCUGAAGUACACAUCAUCAGGCGGGACCGUCACAGUCAAGGUUGAGUUUGAUCCUUCCGACGCGAUGACCGUUCGUGUGUCAGAUACGGGAAUCGGGAUCUCGCUCGAAGAUCAGUCCCGGAUUUUCGAGCGAUUCUGCCGUGCCCAAGAUCAGCGGAUUGAAUCCAUCUCUGGAACAGGUCUUGAAGCUUUGGUUGACAUCGCAGAGGAACUCAACGCGUUUGGGCAAGCUCUCAAGAUCUGUGAAGUCGGUGCAAGAUGCUGUGAGGAGUUACCGCUGAUGCCAAGCGAUCCUCAACAACCUACCGCUACCCGCUUAGCAAUCGAUCCAGAUCGGGACCAAGUGAUCGAACAGUCAGCGUCACGCCCUCGUCUCGUGGGUGAAGUGUUGAUCAGUGAGGGGCAUCUCACGGAGGAUCAACUCGAGCAAGCGCUCACCGAGCAGCGCACGAGUGGCAAAAAACUAGGUGAGAUUCUCAUCAACUCUGGUACUGUAUCCGAGUCGGUGCUGCUUCACUCGCUCGCACGCUGUCUAGGUGUCAAAGGCGUGAGGCUCCGUCACGGCUUGAUCGAUCCUCAGCUCAUCUCGCUCAUCAAUCCGGAAGAAUGUGAACGACUCAAGGUCCUCCCGAUGUUUCGUGUCCGUGGGAAGCUCACUGUCGCUAUGGCUGAGCCGCAAGAUCUCCCUCUUGUCGACCAGCUCGCUGCGAAGACCGGCUACCAAAUCAUCCCUGUCCUCGCUUUUGAGAACAACAUCCUCGAAUAUGUCCGCAAAUACUCAGCAGGUGAUGUGGACAUCAAUGAGUUCCUCACGACACUCUCGGAGACCGAUGUCGAGGUCGUCGAGCGUGAAUCAAUUGAUGAAGAUCCAACCACAGACCUCUCGCAGAUGGUCGAGGGAUCACCCAUCGUCAAUCUCGUGAAUGUCGCGAUGCUGACCGCUGUGAAAGACGGUGCUUCGGACAUCCAUAUUGAGCCCGACAAAGGCGGGACACGCAUCAGAUACCGUAUCGAUGGAUCACUUCGUGAACUCAUGCAUUCACCUCCAGGUAUGCAUGCCGCGAUCGUCUCCCGUGUCAAGAUCAUCGGAAAGAUGGACAUCUCCGAAAAACGUCUUCCCCAAGAGGGUCGCGUCCGAAUCGUCGCUGAAGGCCGGGAGAUCGAUCUCCGUGUGUCUUCGAUCCCGACCUUGUUGGGAGAAAAGCUUGUUAUCCGCGUGCUGGAUAAGGAGAAUCUCAAUGUUCGAAUGGAAGAACUCGGAUUCCGUCCCGAACUGCUCGAACGAUUCAAGAAGACUCUGAAACUCCCGCACGGCAUGCUCCUCGUCACCGGUCCGACAGGAUCAGGGAAAACCACAACGCUCUACUCAGCGCUCGAUCUACUCCGUUCGCCAGAAACGAACAUUGUGACCGUCGAAGAUCCAGUUGAAUACCAACUCGAUAUGGUGAACCAGGUCCAAGUCCAUGAGGGAAUCGGUCUCGACUUCGCUCGAACACUCCGAUCGAUCCUGCGUCAAGACCCUGAUGUCAUCAUGAUUGGUGAGAUUCGUGACCAAGAAACCGCACAUGUCGCAAUCCAAGCGUCCCUCACCGGACACUCCAUGCUCGCGACCCUCCACACCAACGAUGCGCCAGGGGCGAUCUCCCGUAUGACAGACAUGGGAGUAGAGCCGUAUCUCCUCUCCGCGGCACUCAACGGUGUCGUCGCUCAGCGUCUAGCGCGUACAAUCUGCCCAGGUUGCUCAACCAGCUACUACCCAAGCGAGCAAGUCCUCGAGGACGCGGGAUUGCCUCAUAUGGCAGGCAGGCCUUUCCGCAAGGGAGCCGGAUGUUCGACCUGCCACGAUACCGGAUGCAAAGGCCGUAUGGGUAUCUACGAGUUCAUGGAAGAGUGUCGCAUGAAGUUCACUUAUGAAGCCUACACCAAAGCCGGCGCUCCUAAAUCUGGGACCAUAGAAGCAGCUGAUCAGCGUGAAGCAGAGGAAAAACUGCGGAAGAAAGAUCUUCUCAUCACUCAGAUCAGCUCAGUUGAGAGCGGGAGUACAAAGUCCAAAGCGACAGUUUCAGGAUCUAAGAAAAAAUCAAAGAUUCCUGUAAAAGUCGUGUCCGAGUUCGCACGCGAACUCUCCAUCCUCGUUUCAACAGGGACCCCUCUCGUUGACGCGAUCGAAUCGCUCGAAGAGCAGUCCAGUUCCGAUAUUUGGAAAACAAUCCUAGUCAAUCUCCGAGCACGGCUCGAAGAAGGGGAUUCCUUAUCCGCCGCGAUGCAGGCGCAGCAUGAAGUCUUCGGUCCUGUAUUCUGCUCACUCGCAGCAGCGGGGGAGACAGGGGGCAAUCUUGAUGUCAUGCUCAACAGGGUCAGCAAGCUCCUGCGACAGGAAGCCAAAAUCCGUGCCAAUAUCGCCGGCGCCAUGAUGUACCCGCUGCUCCUCACAGGCUUGUCGGUCGUCGUGCUUGGAGUCAUGCUCUGUGUUGUGCUCCCAAGAUUCGCGGGACUGUUCGAGUCCAUCGAUUCACCACUCCCGGCGACCACCAAGUUCCUGAUGUUCUUGUCAGAUCUCCUGCGCACCUAUUGGUGGGGCAUCAUCCCUUCAGCAGCACUUGUAAUGACUGGAUUCGUAUAUUGGUUGAAGAGCUCCGUAGGAAGAGCAUUCGUCGAAAACAGUGCCCUCAAAAUUCCAGUCCUAGGGAAGACCAUCUGCUCGAUCCAAACCGCGAGGAUCUUCCGUGUGCUCGGACUACUUAUCGAAUCCAAAGUACCAAUCCUUGAGUCUAUUGAACUCACCCGCCGUUCUGUAAGCAACACGCUCUACCGAGACCUUCUGACCAAAGCGGAAGAAGCAGUGACCAUCGGUGAGUCGGUGUCUCUUGCACUUGCUAGUGAUGACCUCAUCGUCCCCAGCGCUGUUGAAGCCGUGAAAAACGCAGAGCAAUCUGGUCGAAUGGGUCCUGUCAUGAUUCAACUCGCCGAUUACCUUGAUGAAGAAAACGAGACAGUGAUCAAAUCGAUCUCAUCACUCAUCGAGCCCCUCAUCAUGAUCGGUUUGGGUCUGAUGGUCGGAUUCAUCGCUGUGAGUAUGUUCCUGCCCCUCUUUGAUCUCACCGCUAGCGCAGGAGCACAGUAA
Messenger RNA from Symbiodinium sp. CCMP2592, 6273 nucleotides. The record is from the annotation of a GenBank genome assembly. NCBI's taxonomy places the organism in Eukaryota, Dinophyceae, Suessiales, Symbiodiniaceae.